AUGCUCUCCAGACGCACCCCGCACGGAGACAGCUUCUCCUCCCGCUACGGGGCCGGGAAGAACACAACAACGACAUCGAGUACCACUCGAACAAGGCGAUUCCUCCGCGACCCCAGUACAACCAUUUCCCGACGCACCGAGCGACAACACCUCACACGCAAUCCCCCGGAGAGCGAUACAUCCAGCGCACCCACCCCCGCCGUGAUAACCAUCACCGUCGGCCCUGAGAAACGCCUCUUCGCCGCCCACAAGGACAUUCUCUGCGUCGCCCCGUUCUUUGCCUCAGCCUGCGCCGCCACCGCCGCAGACCCCUCCGACUCGCCCAGUCGCCAGAUCGACCUCCCCGACGAACAGCCAGAGGUGCUCUCCUGCAUCCUCGAGUACCUCUACAAGGGCGACUACCACCCACGUCUCCUGCGCAACCGCCGCCUGAACACCUGGGAGCUCGAAGACGCCGGCACAGACAAGGACGGGCAGAGUUAUGGGGCGACUAUCUUCCACCGCGGCGCUGGUGCGGAGAUUCUCAGGGACACUGCUGUAUACUGCGCGGCCGACAAGUACGGCCUGGAGAUUCUUAAACGACUCGCCCUGCGCAAACAGGGCCUCCACACCGGCAUCCAGUGCAGUACAAUCCUGACUAGUGCGAGAUAUGCCUACGCGAAUACACCCGACACCGAGUCGAAGCUGCGUGCGCAUUAUCUUGCCCUCAUCAUUCGCAGUCGGUCGACGUUUAAGCGCAGCGGCACCAUGCAGAUGGAGAUGGAACAGGGAGGGAAGCUGUUUUUUGAUCUGUUUGUCGCUAUGUGUAAUCAUAUGGAUGAUCUUGCGGCCAAUACUAAGCCGUCUUUUCGUUGUUGA
This is a messenger RNA of Aspergillus terreus NIH2624, 858 nucleotides long. RefSeq names its product BTB/POZ domain-containing protein. The transcript is spliced from 4 exons. The coding region runs from base 1 to 858 and encodes 285 amino acids. NCBI's taxonomy places the organism in Eukaryota, Fungi, Ascomycota, Eurotiomycetes, Eurotiales, Aspergillaceae. Gene Ontology annotation, molecular function: protein binding. The record is from RefSeq and is a predicted model, not a curated record.